Molecule: messenger RNA, 1564 nt
Organism: Thrips palmi
Lineage: Eukaryota; Metazoa; Arthropoda; Insecta; Thysanoptera; Thripidae
Exons: 10
Coding region: 202-1503 (433 amino acids)
Molecular function (GO): RNA binding
Source: RefSeq, a predicted model, not a curated record
UUGAAGAGAAGAUCACGUCACUGCUGGAACGCACCCUACGAAAACACAUGUCGUCUGUUGUUGGAGGUUGAGGUUAAGGCGUGGUGUUUGCUUGUGCCGAAUAUAGAUUCAUUUCCUCAGUUCAGCCCUAUUCUGUACCCCAACGCCAUCAAUUAAGCAUUUUGAAAUCAGCAUUUAUUGAAUUCCAUACAUCAGCACCAGAUGCCUGGAGAGGUGUUAAACAUCAGCACAAUGUCCGGAGAGGAUGUAGAAAUUAAGCAGGGUAGCCGCAAAAAGAAGCGUCUGAGGACUGUGUUUGUGACAAAUAUACCUGAAAUUGAUGAUGUAGAAACUGUUGUUAGAGAGCGCUUAGAGACUUGUGGAAAUAUUGUUGAUGUUAAAGCAUCAGACAUUCAAACGAUGGGAGGUACGACAAUGAAAAGAGUUGCUGUGGUAUUUUCGAAAGAAGAGGAGGCAGACAAAGCUGUUUCAUCUGAGUCCAUUCUUUUAGAGGGUCGGCACAGUUUUGUUUCAAAGGCUCAUCAGUACACUCCCUCUCUUAGAACAGUGGUUGUGUCCAACCUUUCACCAGAUGUUAUUGAAGAAGAUCUAUGGCAAUCUUUCAAAGAUUGCGGCCCCAUUAGUUAUAUUGGACUUGUGUGGAAUUCAAAAAAUUCUAUUGAUGCUCAAAUAUAUUUCCAGGAUGAAAGUGGCGCUAAGAAAGCCUUGCAACAGAAGAAUAAAUUAGUAAAAGGAAAUGUGGUCUCUUUAAGUCGUCCCAUAUUUGAAAUUAGCAAUAAGGCCCAUGAUCCUGUGGUCGUAACAGAAGUUUCUGAAGGUACCCAGAAAGAAGAUGUGGAAAAGGAGUUCAGUCAAUAUGGUCCGAUUCUGAGAGUCAAAUUUAACCGUAGCCGUACUUCAGCCUUCAUAUUUUAUGAGAAUCAAAAAUCAGCCGAUAAAGCGGUGAAACAUUCUGGCAGAGCUGAAUAUCGAUUUAAGUUAAUGCCUGAUGUGUUAGGACGAUUGAACCCAGUUUAUAUUGCUGGUGCUCCAAAAGAGGCUAAGGACGUGGAUAUUUUCUUGAAGUUUCAAGUGUGUGGGUUGAUUCAUGGCAUCAGUCAAGAUAAAGGUAACAGGAACUUCAUCAUUCAAUUUAAGGAACCAAAGAGUGUCAAGAAGGCUUUAGCAUUGGAAGACUUAUCUAUCCAUGGCCACAAUGUGCGAGUGGGUACCAGUGUAGACAUCUUCAAUGCUCCUGCUGAAGCCGUGACCACUGCCAAAGCCUUGAAACGAAAACCAGGACAGAUGGAAGGAGAUGAGUGUGACAAUGCCUCUGAUGAUGCUGUCGAUACAUCACUUUCUUCCAAACGGAAAAAAAAGAAGAAAGUAACCAAUGAUGAUGAUGAUGUCAAUACUUCAUUUUCUUCCAAAUCAAGCAAAACAAAGGAAGUAACCGAUGAUGCUGUUGUUGAUACAUCACUUUCAUCAAAAGCAAAGAAGAAAAAGAAGAAGAAAUCAAUGUAAGAAUGUAAGAGCAGUGUAUAUCAAAGGUGUAUGAAUUAUUAAAUAAGCUUGGGAACUUACA